AUGCCAAAGAGAUCCAUUGCUGCACCAUCACCCGCGCAAGCGAGGCGACAUGUGUCGCCUUUGCAAGCUCACCCCCUUAAUUAUAUGGCAAAUCAUUCUGAUCAUUCUCGUCCUGCGGGCUCGCAGUCUCAAUUUGCGACUGCCAAGCGACGGGUAACAUCCUGCGCUUCUUGUCGUAAGCAGAAGAUCAAAUGUGAGCUGUUAACGGAACGCCCGCCAUGCGAACGGUGCAAGAGACGCAAUAUAGAAUGCGUCAUCAACACCGGCCUCCGUAAUUCGAUUCUCGAUCAAAGGCAAAUAGCUGUAUUGGGACGAGACUUAAACAAGGUUCACUCGACAAUGGAGAUGGUAUGCGAAAGAUUGGGACUCGACCUUCCACAGCCGCUUGAGUCAGCGCAUAGUAAUCUAAGCACCAACACUGCUAUCCAGGACGGAGAAUCAGACGAUGGCGAGGAAGGUCUCUACGAACCAGCACAGAUAGAUGCUCCUACUACCGUGGUGGCCCCUAUCGACGCGUACCUCUCUAAACAGGAAUCUCCAUCUAGUGGACAGGGUCAGGCUGUGGCGGCAGUCUCCUUACAGCACAGGAAGCCAGACCUUAUCAGUAAAGGCCUCGUCACGUUUGGGGACGCAGAUGUUCUUGCAAAACAUUACAUCGUUGAGCUGGAUCAUAUCGUCUAUGGGUUCGUGAGGGAUCACAAGACUAUCCACAGUCUUCGAGACGCAUCUGCAGCUCUGAUUGCAGUUAUAUGCACCGUUGCGUCUCUUCAUCAUGUGGAUUACGGGCAUUUGUUUGAAACAUGCUAUCGCGAGUAUCGCCACGUCAUAUCAUCAACACUGUUCGAGAAACAGGAUGUGGAGCACAUUCGCGCGUUGUGCAUAGGGUCCUUUUGGCUCCCCGGUUCAUCAAGAAUCUUGUUAUGCGAUGCGGUUCGUCGAGCCGGUGACUUGAGGCUUCAUCGGCACAUUCUCAAGACCAUCAAUCUUACUGCAUCCUGUUCACUAAGCCCGCGUACCGGCAUCACCACGGACCAAGCAGAGUCGCGCGAUCGUGUCAGGCUAUGGUAUGGCUUGUUCAUGUGCGACCAGCAUCAGUCCAUCCUAAGUAACAGAGAGUCUCUUCUACCGCUACAUCUCGAUGUCCUAGAGAAAAGAGAAGAGUACCUGAAAAGUGAUGCAUCCAUCAACCAUGACCUACGACUCGUCGCCCAGUCCUCAUUGCUGCUGAUCAUGGCGAGAAUCAAGCGCGAAUUUGGAUCAGAGUAUACUGCGCAAGUCCCCGAAUCAAUAGCUCCCGAAUUUUUAAAAUUCUCCGCAGAGCUGGACGAGUGGAUUGAAAAGUAUCGGCCUAGAUUUCAUCCUGACAUCGAAAUGGGCAAAUAUCCGUCACUCGCCUUUCGACUGCACUAUCUCUUUGCCAAACUGUACCUCGGGCACAAAGUCUUCCGUGGGCUGCAGGGAAACGCCUUUGCCAACACCUUUUUGGCGGCGGCAAGUUUGGCGCAUGAAUCAGCCGAGGGAAUUUUUCACAUGAUUCUCGAAGAGGAUGGCUUGCUCAAGAACCUAUGGAAGGUGCCGAGCUAUGUUCAUAUCAUGAUAUCCUUUGCGGGGCACCUUCUGUUGGAGCUUUGUGUCAAGUACAGGAAGCCACUGGGAAUUGACGUCAAGGAGAACUACCGAAUUCUAAACGAUGUGGUCUCCGCAAUGAGGGAUAUCCGGCUGACUUGCUCUCAUCCACUUGCGCGCGUGAUCAUGGGGCUACAAAAGAGAUUAUUCGACUUUACAGCCUUGUACGGGAGGGAGAAUUUAUCGGAGGUAGCUGAGCCCGACCUGCAAGAGAAGAAUGUGGGUUUCACAGGGGGCUUGCCGCAGAAUGCACCCAUAUGCGAUGACGUCGUAACAGAUAUGGUGAAUGAAUCUUUAUUUACCGGCUUGGGGGAUUUUACUACGUUUCAAGAUUUUGGGGUGGGCAAUGCUGGCCUAUGGAGCGUAUAA
Molecule: messenger RNA, 1995 nt
Organism: Ustilaginoidea virens
Lineage: Eukaryota; Fungi; Ascomycota; Sordariomycetes; Hypocreales; Clavicipitaceae
Exons: 4
Coding region: 1-1995 (664 amino acids)
Biological process (GO): regulation of DNA-templated transcription
Cellular component (GO): nucleus
Molecular function (GO): zinc ion binding; transcription cis-regulatory region binding; DNA-binding transcription factor activity, RNA polymerase II-specific
Source: RefSeq, a predicted model, not a curated record